UCACAACAAACGCAACAAACGCUUUCGCUAUUUAACGCAAGUAAAUAACACUAAUUCAAAAUAGAUACACCAACAUAAACCUAUCAUUAAACAGAGCUCGGAUGCUGAAAUAAAGCUAUGGCUCUGCUAGAAAUAAGCAAACAACCAUGCCGUAUCUGCUUCGAUACAGCCGAAAAUACGGUUCCGUUAAGUUGGAACGAGACCGGGAAAAGUUUAGCGGAAAUGUUAGGCAAAUGUGUACUACUGGAGUUUCACGAAAAUGACGGUCUUCCUUUUCAAUGCUGUGUAAGUUGCAAAGAUGAUUUGAUCAUCGCUUAUAAACUGCUGGAGCGAUGUAGGCAAUCCGAUGCAAAAUUCCGACUCCAGCUACUGGAGAGCAAAACGGUGGUGAGGGAGACUACUUGCCCGAUAACUGCAGAAUUCUUUGAUACGAAACAUGAACCAGCAAUCGAAAUCGACUAUCCAGAUCCAUUCAAGAAAGAAAAUAGUGAUAGUUCUGCGGAAGAGGACAUCGAUGACAAGUAUGACACCAAUUUUGUGCCUUACAGUGAGGGCGAUGAUGAAGACGAUGGCAAUGAAGAGGACAAAGAAAGUGAUCAAAAAGGUGAUAUAAUAGAAAACGAUAAAUCUCCAGAAACUGGAACUGGCAUCGAUAUUGAUGAUAAUGAUCCAUCGGAACGCAAACGAAGAAAGUACGUUAAACGGAAAUUCGUAUCAAUUCCUAAAAGGUGCUGCAAGUGUAAGAUUCGUUUUGAAGACCUUGAACAAGCAAAACAACACGUAAAUGUGCAUUUGGAUUCGAGGCAAACCGAUCCACAAAAGAUAUCUGCUCGUCCAUAUGAGUGCAGUGCUUGCUUCAAACGAUAUACUAAAAAGCGAGCAUUACUAUUUCACCAGCGAGAAAUGUACGUAGAUAAGCCCUUUGUAUGCGAUGAAUGUGAUCAGGACUUCAUAUCGGAGGAUCAACUGACCAGUCACAAAGAACUCCAUACCAAGGAGGCUGACGAACGAAACAAACAAUUACCCAAAUGCUGUGCUUGCUAUGAACAGUUCGAAUCGGAAGAAAGUCUUAAAACGCAUUGCCAGGAAGUCCACUGGCCAGAAAGCCAACCCAUCGAUCCACCAAAUGCCACCGAUUUUCCCUGUCCAAUUUGCUACCGUCGUUACAAAACGCGACGUUCACUGUUGAACCAUAAGUUGAAGCCCUACCGAACCAAACAGUAUCAGUGCUCUCAAUGUGGAAGAAUCUUUCGCGAUAAAUGCGCCCUUUCGGACCACGAACGCUGUCAUCAAGGCGAACGCCCCUUUGUAUGCCCAAUAUGUUCAAAAACGUUUGCAAUUAAGGAUUCCUACCGCAAGCACGUAAAAUCGCACGCAAUCGAAGACGACCAUUACAAGUGUGAAACUUGCGGCAAAGGUUUCAAGACCAAGGGCAACCUCAAAGAUCACUACAUUACGCACGUGACGGACUACCGUCCACUGGCGUGCAGUCUCUGUUCGGCCACAUUUGCGCGAAAGUCCUGCCUCAAAUCGCACAUGCGAAUGCACACCGGAGAAAAGCCCUUCAAAUGCCACCUGUGUGAUGCGAGUUAUGCGUUUUCCAGUGAUUUGAAGCGACACAUUAUGGCCCACACCGGAACCAAGCCGUACGUUUGCAAUGUAUGUGGGAGGGGCUAUCCACGACAGGAUUAUCUGCGGAAGCAUUUGGCGGCACACAACUAUAGCAGUGCGACCAACAGCUAGUUUUGUUUCACUUGUGUACUUUCGAAUAAAACUUUUUUUAAUUCUAAUACUAACAGUA
This is a messenger RNA of Aedes aegypti (yellow fever mosquito), 1801 nucleotides long. Its product is annotated as gastrula zinc finger protein XlCGF26.1. The transcript has 3 exons. Gene Ontology annotation, molecular function: RNA polymerase II cis-regulatory region sequence-specific DNA binding; DNA-binding transcription factor activity; zinc ion binding. Gene Ontology annotation, cellular component: nucleus. NCBI's taxonomy places the organism in Eukaryota, Metazoa, Arthropoda, Insecta, Diptera, Culicidae. Gene Ontology annotation, biological process: regulation of transcription by RNA polymerase II. The coding region runs from base 118 to 1743 and encodes 541 amino acids. The record is from RefSeq and is a predicted model, not a curated record.